Messenger RNA from Nycticebus coucang (slow loris), 711 nucleotides. It is a transcript of the gene ANAPC11, whose product is annotated as anaphase promoting complex subunit 11. The transcript has 4 exons. The coding region runs from base 232 to 486 and encodes 84 amino acids. Gene Ontology annotation, cellular component: anaphase-promoting complex; nucleus. Gene Ontology annotation, biological process: anaphase-promoting complex-dependent catabolic process; protein ubiquitination; positive regulation of mitotic metaphase/anaphase transition. The record is from RefSeq and is a predicted model, not a curated record. Lineage: Eukaryota; Metazoa; Chordata; Mammalia; Primates; Lorisidae. Gene Ontology annotation, molecular function: ubiquitin protein ligase activity; cullin family protein binding; zinc ion binding.
CGUGCUAGAGCGCGGAGCUCGGCGGACUGCUGUGAGAGCGGGCCGCCACCACGGUCGUUUUUAUACCUUCCCGCGCAGACGCCGGCGCUGCCAACGGAAGGGCGGGCGGGGCCUCGCGUGAUUAGAUAGGCGGAGGGAGACGAAGACGUAGUGAGCGGGAUAUUUGGCCUCCAUCUCUAAUCCUGAAGGUUGCGUCUUUCUUCCGCCUAGCACUUUUAAGAUUCCACUGCCAUGAAGGUGAAGAUUAAGUGCUGGAAUGGUGUGGCCACUUGGCUUUGGGUGGCAAAUGAUGAGAACUGCGGCAUCUGCAGAAUGGCAUUUAAUGGCUGCUGUCCAGACUGUAAGGUGCCUGGCGACGACUGCCCGCUGGUGUGGGGCCAGUGCUCGCAUUGUUUCCACAUGCAUUGCAUCCUCAAGUGGCUGCAUGCACAGCAGGCCCAGCAGCACUGCCCCAUGUGCCGCCAGGAGUGGAAGUUCAAGGAGUGAGGGCUUCUGCCCCCUACGCUGCAUCUGGGUUUGGGCCCUCACCCCAGAUGGUGUCCUGAAACCCCGUUGUCCUGCCAGAACCGGCGGCUUUGGUCUCUGAGGGGAUGGGCCCCUGUGGGAACUAUGAUGGGGUUGGAAGAAGGAUGGAGCUGCCUCUGUUUUUCCAUCACAAUGUUGAUGCUUUUAUCUAAUAUAAGUAAAACUUAUUACAUUACUGGAAACUUG